CUUGAUAUCUGCUUGAAUUUUCUGACUGCUCACCUGGAGAAGUUUUGUACAGAAAGGCAAGAUGGAACACUAUGUUUGCAGGAGCCUGGAAUAUUUCCACAAGAAGUAGCUGAUCGACUGCUGCAGACUAUGGCAUUUCAUGGGCUUCUAAACGAUGGAACUGUGGGCAUCUUCCGAGGCAACCAGAUGCGAUUGAAACGAGCUUGUAUCCGCAAAGCAAAAAUCUCUGCAGUGGCUUUCCGGAAAGCAUUUUGCCAUCACAAACUGGUAGAACUUGAUGCUACAGGGGUGAAUGCAGAUAUUACAAUCACAGACAUCAUAAGUGGACUUGGCAGCAAUAAAUGGAUCCAACAAAACCUUCAAUGUCUUGUGCUGAACUCAUUAACUCUUUCCUUGGAGGACCCAUACGAAAGGUGUUUCAAUCAGUUGUCUGGUCUUCGUGCUUUGAGCAUUACCAAUGUUCUGUUCUACAAUGAAGAUUUAGCAGAUGUUGCAUCACUUCCAAGAUUAGAAAGUCUAGAUAUAUCCAAUACCUCUGUCACGGACAUAACUGCGCUCCUCACCUGCAAGGAUCAACUUAAGUCUUUGACAAUGCACCACCUGAAAUGCUUGAAAAUGACAACAACACAAAUUUUGGAUGUCCUAAGAGAACUAAAAUAUCUGAAUCAUCUUGAUAUUUCAGAUGAUAAACAAUUCACAUCAGAUAUAGCACUUCGUUUACUGGAACAGAAAGAUAUCUUACCUAACCUUUUGUCUUUGGACAUUUCUGGAAGAAAGCAUGUUACAGAUGAAGCUGUAGAAGCAUUUAUUCAACAACGACCAACAAUGCAGUUUGUGGGACUACUUGCUACUGAUGCUGGUUACUCAGAGUUCCUUACAGGAGAAGGAAACUUAAAGGUGUCCGGAGAAGCAAAUGAAACUCAAAUUUCUGAAGCACUGAAGCGGUACAGUGAGCGGGCAUUCUUUGUGAGGGAAGCACUCUUUCAUCUAUUUAGCCUUACACACAUUAUGGAAAAAACAAAACCUGAAAUUUUAAAGCUUGUGGUUAUUGGAAUGCGAAAUCACCCUCUGAACUUGCCAGUGCAGUUAGCAGCAAGCGCAUGUGUGUUUAACUUAACCAAGCAAGAUUUAGCAGCAGGCAUGCCUGUUAGACUACUGGCUGAUGUCACUCACUUACUUCUUAAGGCGAUGGAACAUUUUCCCAACCAUCAACAGCUUCAGAAGAAUUGUCUUCUUUCACUAUGCAGUGACAGGAUCCUUCAGGAUGUUCCAUUUAACAGAUUUGAAGCAGCCAAGCUUGUUAUGCAAUGGCUGUGUAACCAUGAAGAUCAAAAUAUGCAGAGGAUGGCAGUGGCUAUAAUCUCCAUUCUAGCUGCAAAGCUUUCAACUGAGCAAACAGCUCAACUUGGUGCAGAACUCUUCAUAGUUAGGCAACUUCUACAAAUAGUUAAGCAGAAAACAAAUCAGAAUCUAGUGGAUACUACACUCAAGUUUACACUUAGUGCACUUUGGAAUCUCACUGAUGAAUCUCCAACCACGUGUAGGCACUUUAUUGAAAAUCAAGGGCUAGAACUCUUCAUGAGAGUGUUAGAGAACAACAUAGCGGAGGUGAAAGAGCUACAUUCUGAGUUAAUGUGGAAAGACUUCAUAGACCACAUCAGUAAACUGUUGCACAGUGUUGAGGUAGAAGUCAGUUACUUUGCAGCUGGGAUUAUUGCUCACUUGAUAUCUCGAGGAGAGCAGGCCUGGACAUUGAGUCGCACUCAGAGGACAUCUCUUCUUGAACAACUGCACUCAGCCAUUUUGAAUUGGCCAACUCCAGAAUGUGAGAUGGUUGCCUACAGGUCUUUCAACCCGUUUUUCCCCCUUCUUGGCUGCUUCAUGACGCCUGGAGUUCAGCUGUGGGCAGUGUGGGCCAUGCAGCAUGUCUGCAGCAAAAACCCUGCCAGAUAUUGCAGCAUGUUAAUUGAAGAAGGCGGAUUGCAGCACUUGUACAACAUCAAGGAAAAUGGCCAAACUGAUCCAGAUGUUCAGAGAAUUGCAAUUGCCAUUUUAGAUAGCUUAGAAAAACAUAUUGUACGUCAUGGGAGACCACCUCCGUGUAAAAAACAACCACAAGCCAAAUCAAACUGAAAAAUAAGUGUGUAAACUAUCCUCUCUGUAAUAAUCCUUUAUCACAUGUGUAGUUGGAGUUACUUGUACUACAGUGGUCUCCAGUGAAGUUAUUUGCUAACAACUGUAUCGGAUACCACUUGUGGGAAUUCUUGGGCAAAUGUCUACUUUAAUGUCAAUUUCGGGGAUCUAUGAUCACUGCUUGAUCUAAGUCAUACCUAUAGGAUUACUGAUGACUACAGCAAGAUGGGACUUGAAUAGUUUGGAAGGCUCAUCCAAAACCAAACCUCUAGGAAUAUUUUGUUUUGUGACUUGAUUUGUGGGACAGAAAGCUGGUUUCAUCCUUGUUGUUGCUGAAUGUAGAACUGUUUACCAACUCAAUGUUUGGAUCGAACUGUCUGCAAGAGUGGUGAAUCUCACAAUCACAGCUUUACACACAUAUUCAUGCAUGCACACAUUAAAAAUACCACUUGUAACUAAAGUAACUAGACUGUCCCAUUAUUUAUGGGCUUUCCAUUAGCACACUUUUUUAAAAAAAAACCCUCCUUGUCUUGGGAUCUGACAGCUUUGUUCUUUCUCUCUCCAGCACUAGGUGUCGCCUUUUCCAGCUGUUGGCUUACCUUCAGCAAGGUUAGGAUCAGCAGUACUUUUGGUGCAAACAGGAAACACUGAAUUGGCUGCUGUGGAGGAAAACAGUAGAGAUACAGGUGGGAGUGGGGGACAGGGAAAAGCUUGAAAUAUGAAGAGGAUAAACUGAGUUUGAGUUUCAAAACUUAAUUUUAAGGGAGUGUAGGAAAAGUGGCAGGAGAAGGAGGGAGCUCUCCAUCAGAGCUCAAAGUGUUAGUUGAAGUAGGUUAGCCCUUCUCAUCACAUGGAGCUGCACAUCCUGAUGGAAGAACCGGGAUAUUUGAUCAUCUUAUAACAGAUUGAUUUAUUUGCCAUUUCUUGUACAUAUUUUGUCAGUAUUGUGCAGUGACUUGUAUUUCCAAUGCAUUACAGUAAAAAAUAUCAUGCAAAUUAUAUAUAAGGUCCUUUGUAAAUUGCAUUAUUGUGCGGAGUGUGAAAUUUUGCAUGAAGUUGUCAGUGGUAAAAACGUUUUUCUUCCUGUGCUACUUAUGAGUUCAAAAGCUGUGUUGGAUGAAAUGGAGAUUCCACAGCAUACUGCUGCUUGAUUAAAUACAAGUGAUGGAAGCAAGCUA
Messenger RNA from Pelodiscus sinensis (Chinese soft-shelled turtle), 3311 nucleotides. The record is from RefSeq and is a predicted model, not a curated record. Lineage: Eukaryota; Metazoa; Chordata; Testudines; Trionychidae.